AUGGAUUCUGACAUGGAUUAUGAAAGGCCAAACGUAGAGACCAUCAAGUGCGUGGUGGUGGGGGACAACGCCGUGGGCAAAACCAGGCUCAUCUGUGCCCGGGCCUGCAAUGCCACCCUCACCCAGUACCAGCUUCUUGCCACCCAUGUGCCCACAGUGUGGGCCAUUGACCAGUAUCGAGUAUGCCAGGAGGUGCUCGAACGCUCCCGAGAUGUGGUAGAUGAUGUCAGCGUCUCCCUGCGCCUCUGGGACACCUUUGGCGACCACCACAAAGACCGGCGAUUUGCUUAUGGAAGAUCUGAUGUGGUGGUUCUGUGUUUCUCCAUUGCCAACCCCAAUUCCCUCCACCAUGUCAAGACCAUGUGGUACCCAGAAAUCAAGCAUUUCUGCCCCCGAGCUCCUGUCAUUCUGGUGGGCUGCCAGCUGGACCUGCGCUAUGCUGACCUGGAAGCCGUUAACAGGGCCAGGAGACCCUUGGCUAGGCCCAUUAAGCCUAAUGAGAUCCUCCCUCCAGAGAAGGGUCGGGAAGUGGCCAAGGAGCUGGGGAUCCCUUACUACGAGACCAGUGUGGUGGCCCAGUUUGGUAUCAAGGACGUCUUUGACAAUGCCAUCCGGGCUGCACUCAUCUCCCGCCGUCACCUGCAGUUCUGGAAAUCUCAUCUGCGCAAUGUGCAGCGGCCUCUACUGCAAGCACCCUUCCUGCCCCCGAAGCCACCACCCCCCAUCAUCGUGGUGCCCGACCCCCCCUCCAGCAGCGAGGAGUGCCCCGCCCACCUCCUGGAAGACCCGCUCUGUGCGGAUGUCAUCCUGGUGCUGCAGGAGCGCGUGCGCAUCUUUGCCCACAAGAUCUACCUCUCCACCUCCUCCUCCAAAUUCUAUGACUUGUUCCUCAUGGACCUGAGUGAGGAGGAGUUGGGGGGCCCCUCAGGGCCAGGGGGCCCCCGCCCAGAGGACCACCGGAGCCACCCUGAGCAACACCACCAUCAUCACCAUCACCACCAUGGGCGGGACUUCCUGCUUCGGGCAGCCAGCUUUGAUGUGUGUGAGAGUGUGGACGAGGCUGGGGGCUCUGGUCCUGCUGGCCUCCGGGCUUCAACUAGUGAUGGCAUCUUAAGGGGUAAUGGAACAGGGUACCUGCCAGGCAGGGGGCGUGUGCUUUCUUCCUGGAGCCGAGCUUUUGUGAGUAUCCAGGAAGAGAUGGCAGAGGAUCCUCUGACCUUCAAAUCCCGGCUGAUGGUGGUGGUGAAGAUGGAUAACUCCAUUCAGCCGGGGCCCUUCCGGGCUGUUCUCAAGUACCUGUACACAGGGGAGCUGGGUGAAAAUGAGCGGGACCUCAUGCAUAUCGCCCACAUUGCCGAGCUGCUAGAGGUCUUUGAUCUACGUAUGAUGGUAGCCAACAUUCUCAACAACGAGGCCUUCAUGAAUCAGGAGAUCACCAAGGCCUUCCAUGUUCGCCGGACCAACCGGGUGAAGGAGUGCUUGGCAAAGGGCACCUUCUCAGAUGUGACCUUCAUCCUGGAUGAUGGGACCAUCAGCGCCCAUAAACCCCUACUGAUUUCCAGCUGUGACUGGAUGGCUGCCAUGUUUGGGGGACCAUUUGUGGAGAGUUCUACUAGGGAGGUGGUGUUUCCGUACACAAGCAAGAGCUGCAUGAGGGCUGUGCUGGAGUACCUCUACACGGGCAUGUUCACCUCCAGCCCAGACCUGGAUGAUAUGAAGCUCAUAGUCCUAGCCAACCGACUCUGCCUACCGCACUUGGUCGCUCUCACAGAGCAGUACACAGUGACGGGGCUGAUGGAAGCAACCCAGAUGAUGGUGGACAUCGAUGGGGAUGUCCUUGUGUUCCUGGAAUUGGCACAGUUCCAUUGUGCGUAUCAGUUGGCCGACUGGUGUCUCCACCACAUCUGCACCAACUACAACAACGUGUGCCGCAAGUUCCCCCGAGACAUGAAGGCCAUGUCCCCAGAAAACCAGGAGUACUUUGAGAAGCACCGGUGGCCACCUGUCUGGUACCUGAAAGAAGAGGACCACUAUCAGCGUGCGCGAAAGGAACGUGAGAAAGAGGACUAUUUACACCUGCGGAGGCAGCCUAAGCGGCGGUGGCUGUUCUGGAACAGUCCCUCAUCACCGUCCUCCUCAGCAGCGGGCUCGGCGUCCCCGUCCUCCUCCUCGGCUGUGGUCUGAAAUGCUGCCACCGUCUUCUGAUCCUGUUGCUGUUGUCCUCAUUAGCCCUUGUCCUUCUGCUCUUCUUUAUCAUCCUAUCCACUCAACAGGGCACGAGGGAACUCACCUAACCAGGGCCCUAAGGGCAGAGCCGUUCUCACCAGCCAAUGUGGCUCGGGCCAGGAGGAGCCUGGCCCUGCAGAUCAGAACAGGGUCCACCUACAAUUUCAGGCAGGGUAGGAAACCAUCUGCCCCGAGGUGGGGAGCAGGAAAGAGCUCAGAGCUCUUGAUAUUUUCUCUCUGGACUUGACAAUAGAGUCAAUGGAGGAAAGCUUCCCUGCACGUGGGCUUGUCUGUAUUGGUCUCUGCUUUGGCCAGGGAGGCAGCUUCCUCUCCAGGAGCUGGUCAUGUUUUUUUUUUUUUUUCCACCAACAGACUUGAGGGUUGCAAGUAUUUUGUGAGCAUUGUUCCGUGGGCUUACUCAAAUCCCCGCUUGAGAAGUCAGGGUAGGAAGAAGUCUGCAGAGCCCACGUCAAGGCUUCUACACUAUGAGUUGUGGCUGCUAGGGAGUAAACUGUAUCCUGCUGGCAUCUUUUCAGGGCUACAGGCAAUGCAGACCUAGUGGUGGGUGACAGCUUUGAUUCAGGGUUCAGGUUUGUGUCCCGCACUCCUCACAUUUGGUCAUAAAUGGAGAAGGAAGGGUGGGAGCUGUGCUCAGCAAUCCCAUGAUGCUCUAGGCCUCUUCCUCUGUCUCUGGGCUAACACUGCUUUUUAUGGGGUGGGGCAAAAACAGCCCAACAAAUGAAAAUCAAAUUCAAAAAGAAAAAAAUCACCACCAAAACCACUCUAUCUUUUGUCCCUCCCAUGCCCCACCCCAAGAAUGAAGUCCCAAAAAGAGACCCUGUAGGGUAGGGUAUACAUUUUCAUAAAGCUGAAUGGAGGCCUCUGUAAUAAUGUGGAUAUGAGGGCUAGCAGUACCAGCCACUCCAAUGCCUUUCAGGAGGACUUGUACCCUCUGUAUCUGAGGAUGCUCUUGCCUGGAGCUUGAUGGUUAUAGGUUGCAAGGUUGCAGGGAAGGCUCUUACUUCCGGGCUGAAGUGGCUCUGGACUUUUUCCGUCUUGAUGCAGACUAGCCUCCUCUUCCAAGGGUGACUUCACAGGAUAUAUCCGGAGCAUGUGCUUUCGGGGACAGGGUGGGUGGGGUGGGAGCUUUGGGUAAGGGUUAAAUGUCAGGAAAGGACACACUGAAGAACAGGCCAUACAACCCAACCUGGUACUGGUUGAGGAUAAAGGGAAGGAGAAAAUUUUAAUCCAGAGAGGAAUCUAAGUGGCUGGAGAAUGAACAUAAUAACUUGAAACCCCCGUGUGGGACAAACACCGGGCCUCAGUUGACCCUUUCCAUUUCCUAAUUAUGAUCCAUACUUCACCACCUUUUACCAUAUUUUAGAUUUAGGAGGUGAAGUCCCAUGAGGCAGUAGGAAGUGACUGAUUCCCCCAGACAUGGAUAGGUUGCUUGGGUCUGGGAUUAAAGCAAACCCAGAAACAAAUGCAUCUAGAGUUCUGAUCCUGCCUUGUCAGAGGGAACAGCCUGUAGCAGGUCUCACAUAGUACUGAACUCAACAAUCUGAGCCUGGAACCGCCAAGACAGCAGCAGCUGCCCUUGGGUCAAGUCCUCCAGACUUGCUGGCUGGGGAAGUGUGUUUGGUGCUGCCCUCUGCUGGCUAGCGUGCCCUCCUGCAGCUGAGUUCUAAAUGGCUCUAAGUGUGAAGAGGCGUCUGUAAGCAUGGAAAAGGUGAGGACAGAGUUAGGGGUACAUCUGAGAGCUAUAGUAAUUAGUAGAGUCCAACCCUAAAGAGCAAGGGGAAUUGGGUCUCUCAUUCAAGCAGCUUGGGCAUCACUGGUGAUGAUGGACGGGCCUGUGGGAGAACGUGAAGCUUUGUGGAGUUGGUGGAAGCCCAAGGAAGACCAUGCCCCAACCAGGCCAGUUCACCCCUCAGGGACCCACCCCACCCCCCAGCAGCUGUCAGAGCCAGUGUACACCAGGUACAUGGGUGCUCUGGACUCCAGGGAGACAGAAGUAGGAGACACUCCGGUGUGGAGCAAGCCUGUGGCAUAGAAGCCCCCACAGAAGGGGGGGAGGACAGUGACACCAGAACAUGCUCCCCUGGACUAUGUCACUUAUGUCACUCAGUAUUGUUUUAGCGGAUGGGGGCACAAACAAACAACAAACCCCACACCUUUUUAUAUAAGGUUUCAUAUUUAAUUUGGUCAUGAAUUCAUAAUACAUUGAGUAUUUUGUACCUAA
Molecule: messenger RNA, 4468 nt
Organism: Cricetulus griseus (Chinese hamster)
Lineage: Eukaryota; Metazoa; Chordata; Mammalia; Rodentia; Cricetidae
Source: RefSeq, a predicted model, not a curated record